GUCCCGGGCGUCAGUGAAAUAUGCUCAAGUUUCUGACCCACAAACUGAGGACACAUUCUCUGAAUGAAGAUCAGCCGCACCAGGACAAGGCAGACGACGACCACGACUCGGGAACGGAAUCUGACGACGAGAACGGAGAGGCAGACGAUCCGGAAAGCAACUCAGAACAGCCCUGUAUCUCGCCAGUUCUCGGUCAGCUCGUGCCUCUUCGCUCCCCAUCCGUCGAGCGUUCGCAAGGAGCUGAAACGGUCGCGGAGCACGGAAGAAAACUAUCUAUGGAGAGCGAGGCGGAGCGGUCGAGCGGCUCUGCGGUGAGUCCGUUCCCCAGCCUGGCGCCGUCGGUGGCGUCGACGUCGGCGUCUGCGGGCCCGAGCGCGGGCGUCGCGGCGCUGACCGCCUGCAGCCCGUACUUCCUGGACUCGGCGCUGCCCAGCGACAGCGACCACAACUAUGACCACGACCACGACCACCACAGCUCGGAGGAGGAGCUGGAGGUGAUCAACAGCUGCCCCGCCGCCGUGGCGCCCGCCAGCAGCGACUCGCCGCCGGAGGCCGCGUCCUCGGGCUGCCGCCUGCCCGGCGGGGGCGGCGGAGGCGGCGGCGGGGGCGGCAGCGGGAGCGGCGUGAGGCCCGCCUCCGGCGCGGGCGCCCUGCUCGUCACGGUGCGCAGCGGCAGCGUCACCGUGCCCGAGAAGCGCAAGUGGUCCCAGGUGACGCACCAGGCGGCGCCGCACGUGCUGCUGGCGACGGACUGCUCGCCGGGCGGCGGCGGCGGGUCGAGCUCGUCGUCGGACGACGAGGUGCAGGGCCUGCUGGCGGCCAUGUCGACGCCGGUGCGCUUCCGCACGUGGCCGCCGCUGGACGCGCACAAGCCGGGCCGCUCGCUGUCGCCGCCGCCCAAGCUGUUCCACUACGCGGCCUCCGCCGACGCCGCCCCCGCGCCCGCCUGCGGCCUCGCCCCCGCCGCCUCCGCCUCCUCCGCCUCCGCCGCAGCCGCCGCCGCGGACGCCUCGCCGCGCAAGAGGCACCGCCACACGCCGCGCGCCUCGCACAUCCAGCGGCCCUGCCUCGACUUCGAGAAGAUGCAGCAGCUGAAGGCGCGAGCGGUGACGGCAUGGAGGCACGGCGGAGACCGUGGGGGCGAGCUGUCCGUCUUCUGCUGGUAGGCCCGCCACGACGACCAAGACGUCGACGACGACGACGACGACGACGCCAGCGCUGCCAAGCGGCAGGGACCGUACAAACAAACUGUACAACACGGAAAAACAAAUUAUAUAUAUAUACACACACACAAAACACACACAAACACAAAUAUAAAUAUAUAUAUAUAAUACAGGAUAUAUACAUGAAAUAUAAUUCUAACAUAAUAGAUAAAACACAUGGACGUUUUUUUAAAAUAAAUAAAAUAAAAUGGCUUGGUAUUUUGAACGUGACAGAAAGUGUGUACGCGCUGAGGAAGAGAUGAAGCAUCUUCCUGUUUUGCGAUGCGGUUGUGUGGUGCAAUUCCAGCCUUUGUUUUAUUUUUUAUUUUAUUUUUUCCUCCCGCAAGAGCGCAUUUUUUUGUUUAGAGAAGAGAGAGUUGUGGGCUGUUAUCAGCCCGAAAGGAUGGAGCAAAUGGCCUUUCUUUUUCUGUUUUAUGUUUAACGAGUUAAUUCUUUAGUUAUUAAUAUGAAGCGACUUUGUACAAGAGAUGGAAAAAAAAAUUAUGAGAGUGGGUAACGAACUAAGCUAGAGUGCGAAGAGAUUUACGUUUAAUGCUAUUCUAUGCAAAUAAAAAAAAGGAAAAUGUUAUAAAUACUAUUAUCAUUAUAUUAUAAUUAUUAUAAUUAUUGUGGUUAUUAUGAUUAUUGCUGUAUUGAGUUACACGUUUUGAGCCUUAGUAUACACGUAAACGAGCUAAUGCUACUGCUUUUAGUUGGCAGCACUCAGCGUUGUGGGCUGCGGGCUGACCUGUGUGAUGGGGAA
This is a messenger RNA of Schistocerca gregaria, 1965 nucleotides long. It is a transcript of the gene Reph, whose product is annotated as homeotic protein female sterile. The coding region runs from base 21 to 1166 and encodes 381 amino acids. The transcript has 6 exons. NCBI's taxonomy places the organism in Eukaryota, Metazoa, Arthropoda, Insecta, Orthoptera, Acrididae. The record is from RefSeq and is a predicted model, not a curated record.